AUGGCCAAAAUGCUAUCUGCACGCCCUGCAAUCUUGGGAAGUAGCUUUGACAAACAAAUUAUUCCCACAUAUGAUUACAUGAGGGGUUUGUUUCAAUCUGAGGAGAAGCUCAUUAGAGCUAUUAAAAGAUUUCCUGACAUCCUCAUUUACAACAUUGAGAAAAAAAUUUCGCCUAAAAUUGAUAUUUUGCGAGAACAUAGAGUGCCUGACUCCAACAUAGCUACUCUGAUGCUUAACUGGCCUAGAACUUUUUCGGUGAGUCGGGAUAGUUUCCGAAAGAUUGCGGAGAAGGUUGAGGACAUGGGAUUUGAUGCUUCGAAGGUGAGCUUUGUUUUAGCAUUGCAUGCAUUUUGGAUGAUGGACGAGUCAAAGUGGCAAAGCAAGAUUAAAGCGUUUAAGAAGUGGGGUUGGUCUGAAGAUGAGAUUUUGAAAGCCUUUAAAAAGAGUCCUUGGUGCAUGAUGGUAUCUGAGGAUAAGCUUAUGGCAUCUAUGGAUUUCCUCAUCAACCAAAUGGGUUGGAAGCCCUGCCUUAUGGUUGAAUACCCUGUAAUCUUUACUGUGAGCUUAAAGAAGAGAAUAGUCCUGAGGUGCUCGGUUUUUCAAUAUUUGUUGUCGGAAGGUUUGGUGGAGGAGGUCAGCAUUGAUACGUUAUUGAAAGUUCCGGAGGAGAAGUUUUUGCAAAAAUUCAUUGCGCCUUAUGUGAAGAAAGCACCAAAGCUGUUAAAGUUGUACAGGGAAAAAUUGGAUCUUUCAAGUGGAUCAGAGUGA
Morus notabilis is the source of this 768-nucleotide messenger RNA. RefSeq names its product transcription termination factor MTERF6, chloroplastic/mitochondrial-like. Lineage: Eukaryota; Viridiplantae; Streptophyta; Magnoliopsida; Rosales; Moraceae. Gene Ontology annotation, biological process: regulation of DNA-templated transcription; chloroplast organization. The record is from RefSeq and is a predicted model, not a curated record. The transcript has a single exon. Gene Ontology annotation, cellular component: chloroplast. The coding region runs from base 1 to 768 and encodes 255 amino acids. Gene Ontology annotation, molecular function: double-stranded DNA binding.